This is a messenger RNA of Episyrphus balteatus (marmalade hoverfly), 3222 nucleotides long. RefSeq names its product protein cramped (gene crm). Gene Ontology annotation, cellular component: nucleus. Lineage: Eukaryota; Metazoa; Arthropoda; Insecta; Diptera; Syrphidae. The coding region runs from base 311 to 3088 and encodes 925 amino acids. The transcript has 11 exons. Gene Ontology annotation, biological process: pattern specification process. The record is from RefSeq and is a predicted model, not a curated record. Gene Ontology annotation, molecular function: chromatin binding.
CAGCCGACAAAAACGACGACGGACGAACCAACAAAUUCUCUUCUCGCUGUGUUAAAUCCUUGUCCUCUACCAAGAAUCACUUUUUCGCUCUGGGACAAGAACACAGUGAAACUACGAUCAUAAAAAAAAUUAUAUUCCCUCAACUUCUGAGAGAUUCGCGCGACUCUUUGGCGGGCUUGAAGAUGAAAAAGUGAAAUGAAAAAAAAACAAAUUUUUUUUCUGUGCGAAAUUAAAUUUUCCCAAUAAAUCUUUUACAUAGGAACGAAAGAAGAUAUUUUUAACACAUUUCGAAGAAAUUUGCUAGAAAAAUAUGGACAUUGCCAAGGUUUUACCGGUGAAUACAACAAAAACAGAACCACUGAGUCCUAUUAAAUCUGAAGAAAAACCCACAUUCAGUGAACCAACAACGGUGGCGGUAAAAACUACACCAGGAGGAAAAGUUAAAUCUAAUCUCGAUGAAAAAUUUAAACUUGAGAGUGACUCAUUUGGUGAGCUACUUGGAUCAGUCACCACACACAAUUGCCCUGGUGUGCGAGCUAGCGCCAGAGUUAUUCAAAAAAUGAAACAAGAUUCAAUACGGCCAUCUACACCGCCACCAAAUGAAAAAGAAUUAAAAGCUAAAGAGGAAAAAGCCAUACAAAAGACACCGUCUCAAUCGAGGACAACAACAAAGGCUACAUGGACAAAUAUCGAAAGAAAUUAUUUCUUUGAUGCCUUAAAUGAAUUUGGCAAAGAAUUCGAUGCCAUCGGCAACUAUAUUAAUGCGAAAUUAAAAAGAAAAAGCUCAACUGAUGCUGCUUUCAAGACUAAAGAUCAAGUUCGUCAACAUUUUUACCAGACUUUUCAUAAAAUAUGCAAAUAUAUUCGAUUUUCUGAUGAAGUGAAAAAACCUGUACAGGAACUAUACACAUUGAUAAACUACGGCGAGAUGCGACGGAAGCUGCAAUUCAUAACUGACAAACACUUUAUGAAGCUUAAACAUCUCGUUUACAAUGGACACAUCACAAUAAGGAGCAAAGGAAAAAAUAUCCGCAUCAAAACACCAACCUGCAAAGCCUUACGCAGACUAAAUCAACUCGAUGAUUGUCUUGAGGAUAUCAAGCUUCCAAAUAAGAUCGAUGUAAUUAUUAGUCCAGCCAACAUGGAGUCUUUUGGACGAGUUCAAACAGUAGCGCAAAAUCCAAGGGCUAAAGCUACAGUUUCUUUGCAAAAGAAAUUGGUGAACUUUAUCAAAACUUUUCAAUACAAAUGGCGAAGCAAUGAAAUGAAAUUGGCCGAAGAAGAAUCGAAAAUGUUUCCAAAUAAUUCCACCACCGAUUCGGCUGAAAAUGUGACUACUAUCUCAUUUCAAGAUCCUGAUAUGUGCUUUAGGCCAAAACCAGGAGUGCCUAUCCAUCGACCACUUUUAAACAUCACAGAAUACCUUAGCAGUCUGAGUCUUUCUCUCUCCACCUACGAAGAUCGCAUUGGGGUUAAAGUUCGAAGUGAAAAUCUUUGUCAAGAUCGUUUGAUGCCAAACAAACGACAACGUUGCGAUUCCAAUUCGGACAAACGAAGUCCUGAGAGUAAAAAACUCAAGACAUGUGAUCUCUUGGUUGAAUCUGGAUUUGCAGUUAUCAAAGAAGACCCUGCAUCGCAGCAGGGAAAUGAUAAUGACAAUUCCAAUCAUGAUGGCAAUCUAAGUGAUGAAAUAAAUGAUAUAUUGAGCUUCUCCGAAAUCAAAACCGAUGUCUCAGAUGUCACAUCAGACAAUGAUAUCAAGGUUCACGAAGAAAUUCAAAUUGAAAAUGGUAAUGGAAAUUCAAACAAUGAUCAUCUAAAAGACCAACAAUCCAACAAUGUACCGCCUGCGAUUGAGUCAAAGGGAAAAAGUGCAAAAAAGCGAAGAGGAGAACACAAGAAAAAUGACAACAAUUUCAAACCCUUGAUAAGUGACGAUGUAAUUAAGAAAAUCCGAAAAGGCUGGACAAUCUCAAAUGCCGACGACAUAACCAUGGGUGAUUUGUAUGUGGUUUUUGGGCAGGACUCUAAGCUGGAAUUUGAGUAUUUCUGGACAAACGCUGGUGGUGCUGAAAAGAAGAGCGUUUUCAAUCAGAAGCAAAAUGGUAUGCCAUACAGUAUAAAUGAUUGUGACGAGCCGGAGCUCAUCAACUCACUGACAAAGUCUCCGUUUGGAAAUAAAUUGAAACAUUUGCUAUUGAUAGCGAAUUUGAGCGAACGCAUACGCAAGAAGCAGUGUUCGUGUGGUCACACUUGUGACAAGAUGAUCAAGUCAAGACUUGAUCGUGAAAUUGUCACAAAAUCGUUUGUUUCAUCGAAAACAUUUCAGUUGUCAACUGUGGACUCUGGAGUAUUUCGCCAGCCGGUGGUACCAUUUCGACGGCCAACUUUUAGUUUAGAUCCAAUUAAACAGAUGCCUAAUGGAUCCCGUUUAAAAAUGUCAAAACAAGUGCAAGUGGUACAACGUAUGCUUUUGCCACAUAGAUCUGGUCAACCGUAUGACGUUGUCGAUGUUAAGGAUUUACAAAAUAAGCUUGUAAAUCGACAAGAAUCUCCAUCGUUGGCAAAUGGCAACUCUUCAAAGAUGACAUCUUCGGCGAAUGCAUCGUCCUCCUCAACACCAACACAACACAAUAUCGAUGAAGAAAAGGAAAUCGUCGUCGAAACUAUGGAAAUGCAUGAACAAACCAACAGUAUUACUCCAGACAGUGGCAUGGAAUCAUCAUGCCACAGUUUGACGUCGACAAAUGAUCAGAGUUCGAAUGAUAGCACGGCUUUUCUGAGUGAACAACCUUCAGAGAGUAUGGAAUUUGAUGAGUGUUCAACUAGCAGUAUUUUUAAAGGAAUUUCUCCGAUGAGCCCAAUGCAAUUACUUCGAGACUCUACAUCGAAUUCUCGUUGGUUGGAAGAGAAUCUAAAUGAUUUUUCUUUGAAUAGUUUGCUUGGACAUUUGGAUGAAAUUAAUGGAAACCGUGAUAUAACUGAUCAAUCAUCAAACCUCUCGGUGUUAAGUGAAUCCAGUGUCGAUUAUAUGACGAAAUUUGCUGAAAUUACUGCAUCCAUGCAAAAUGAGGAAAAAGACUUAUAAACAUCUAAAACAUAACAUAACAUAUUAUCCGUUUUCAUACGAGUGCUGAAUCGGUUUCAAAAUUUAAAAAACAAAAAUCACAUUAAAACUUCCCCCCUGCCUCGUAUUCGUAUUUAUAUUUAUUAAUCUUAUUA